GAUUUGACGGCCAUUUUGUGUUGUCUUGCUGUCGAAAUAUCAUAAAAACUUUAGAUAUUCUCAAAAUGCCACAGCCAGAGGAGCCAAUUUACUGCUCUCAACAGAUAAAUAUACCACCCGAGUUACCAGAUAUCCUAAAACAGUUUACAAAAGCGGCAAUAAGAACACAACCGACCGAUGUUUUACAAUGGUCAUAUGCUUACUUCGAGGCUCUUUCCAAAGGUGAAACUCCUCCUGUAAAAGAUCGUCUUGAAUUUGAGCUUGGUCAACCAUUAGAAAAGCCGCUAACGCAAGGACAGCUAGCCGUUCUUCACAAACAGCUUGGUGACAGACCAUUGAUUGAGCUGAGCUCUUUAGAGGAAAAGUGGAAGCACCUUUGCCUUCCYAAGAAUACUCUUGAAGAACUUUUGAGACUGGGAAGUUUUGCUGAAGAAAUCAAGUGGAUACAUUUCUUGGCUCUUGCUUGCAGUGCUAUCAGUGAAAACUUAACACUUGCCAUGAAAGCAGUUUGUGAAAUUCUGACCAAAAACUUGGAAGGUGGACCCGCACAGAUUCCUUUCCUAAUUUUCAAGGAAUUAUACACAUAUCUUGCGAAUAUUGAUGGUGAAAUCCCAAAGGAACAUGUGGAAACAGUCAUUGACCACCUWAGCUAUGAUGUAGACAAGCAAGAUGGAAUGGUUGGUCCUCGUAAUUUCAUGAGYGGUAACUGUCCUCCACUCUCACCAGGCAACUAACUAUUGUAGAUAACACUUGUAUAUAGCUCUGGUUACAUAAACCAUCACUGUACAAUAAACAUUACCCUAUUAGUA
Messenger RNA from Exaiptasia diaphana, 809 nucleotides. Its product is annotated as ropporin-1-like protein. Bases 66 to 734 code for a protein of 222 amino acids. The record is from RefSeq and is a predicted model, not a curated record. The transcript is spliced from 6 exons. Lineage: Eukaryota; Metazoa; Cnidaria; Anthozoa; Actiniaria; Aiptasiidae.